Zingiber officinale is the source of this 2707-nucleotide messenger RNA. RefSeq names its product probable serine/threonine-protein kinase PBL7. Gene Ontology annotation, molecular function: protein kinase activity; ATP binding. The record is from RefSeq and is a predicted model, not a curated record. NCBI's taxonomy places the organism in Eukaryota, Viridiplantae, Streptophyta, Magnoliopsida, Zingiberales, Zingiberaceae. Gene Ontology annotation, biological process: protein phosphorylation. The transcript has 8 exons. The coding region runs from base 367 to 2559 and encodes 730 amino acids.
AAAGGGAAAAGGAAGGCCGGGGGGACGAAAUAAAGAAACGGAGUUCAAGAUGAAAACGGAGAUCGAGGCCGAAGAAGCUCGAAAACCCUAACAGCUUACGGAUCGGAAUCCUCUCUCCCGCGGGUCAGGUAGUCUCCGGUUCCUUCCUGUUCCUCGAGCUUCUCCUCGUCGAAUGGUGCCAGUCAAUUUCCGCAUCGCGUGAUCUCUCCGCCUCUCACGCCUCUUGCGGCACGUAGGGGCCUGCGAUUCCACUGGAACGAUCUCCUCUAAGCUCGGUGGGUCCGCGUCGGUCCUGUUCGGCUGGGAUCAGCGAUGGAGGUCUGCUGAUGAGUGUAGAGGAUUGCUCACUUUAGAGGAUUAUUCAAAAUGACAUCAACAGCAUUGUUGCUGUGUUAUAUGUCGGUUGUAGUAUGCUUGCGAUUGAUUGUUGAGGCGAGACAUGUCAGCCAUAUGUCAGCAGCGAUGAUAACAUCUCCAUCUGCUGCUCCUGUAGGUCGAUGGGAUCAAGUCUAUUCCUUGAUCUCUUCAUCAAAGGUUGAAAAUCAUUUCCUAGAAAACCUUCCAAUCAAUAGAGAACACAGGAAGUACUCUUCACCGCUUGCUGCAACAUCAUCAAUGACGUUCAGAGAUUCAGUUGAUUACAGGUCCCUGACCACUGUUAGGCUUCCGUCGCCAAGCAUUUCAAGUUUAGUAAAUACUUUCAUGGAUCAUAGCAUGUAUCCUUCUACAGAGUUGGCUGUCACACCUUCACCUUUUGGAUAUUCUCCUCCAGCACAUUCAAAUGCAGUUCCAACUACCUUUACACAGCCACCAUUGUCACCUCAAACUCAAUGUUGUGAGUCUAAUAAGGUGCAGAAGCGAGGUACUGAAGAUUGCUAUUGUGUUUACCCAGUGAAAGUUGAGUUGUUCCUACAAAAUGUUUCUAUGAUUUCAAACUGGAGUUAUGAAUUUCUUCAUGAACUAGCUUAUCAGCUCAAGUUGGACAUGGAUCAGUUUGAGAUUAACAAUUUCUAUGUUGUUGGUGCAUCUGGAUUAAAUAUCACAAUGGACAUAGUGCCAUUUGACGGGAUAAGUUUUUUUGCUGACCAGGUUCUUGCUAUGAAUUCUUCACUUGCACUGCAUAGGGUUCAUAUCAAUCCUGAGCUAGUAGGUGAUUAUAAACUUCUUAAUUUGACUUGGUUCAGGCCACUGGCUUCUCCUCCUGUUCCUUCUCAGUCCAUCUCACCGGUGGCUUCACCACCUGGGAUACCCUACUUACCUACUUUUACGACGAAGAGUGAUACUGGAGAUGACAGGAAACACUCAAAUUUUUUAUUGGUUAUUGGAAUAUGUAUCGGUGUCCUGGUUGCUGUUACUUUUGUUUCUCUUAUCCUUUGUUUUUGUUCAUCUCGCAAAAGGAUGGAGGUGCCGACAGAAGAAGUGAAGUCUACUAGAACAGCAGAUGCAGCUUCUGUGGAAGGUUGUCUUCCAUAUCCUUCAAGUACACGCUUCCUUUCUUUUGAGGAGCUUAAAGAGGCUACACAUAAUUUUGAGCCUGCUAGCAUGGUUGGAGAAGGUGGAUUUGGUCGUGUGUUCAAGGGUGUGCUGAGUGAUGGUACUGCUGUUGCUAUCAAGAAGCUCUCUGGUGGAGGACACCAAGGAGACAAAGAAUUCCUGGUUGAGGUUGAGAUGUUGAGCAGGUUACAUCAUAGAAAUCUUGUCAAACUGAUUGGUUAUUAUACCAGCCGCGACUCAUCACAGAAUCUUCUUUGCUAUGAGCUAGUUCCAAAUGGAAAUCUGGAGUCUUGGCUUCAUGGUUCUUCAGGAACAAACUGUCCUCUAGAUUGGGACACAAGGAUGAAAAUUGCCCUUGAUGCUGCUAGAGGUUUAGCUUACCUUCAUGAGGAUUCACAGCCCUGUGUGAUCCACAGGGAUUUUAAGACAUCCAAUAUAUUGCUGGAAAACAACUUCCAUGCCAAGGUUUCUGACUUUGGUCUGGCAAAGCAAGCACCUGAAGGGUGUGCAAAUUAUCUUUCUACACGUGUUAUGGGAACAUUUGGGUACGUAGCGCCUGAGUAUGCCAUGACAGGACAUUUGUUAGUAAAGAGUGAUGUGUACAGCUAUGGAGUAGUUUUACUUGAACUAUUGACAGGAAGGAGGCCUGUUGAUAUGUCACAACCUUCUGGCCAGGAAAACCUAGUAACUUGGGCACGGCCAAUUCUUCAUGACGGUAAUAGAUUAGAAGAACUUGCAGACCCUCUGCUUGCUGGUAAGUAUCCAAAGGAUGAUUUUGUGCGAGUUUGCACAAUUGCUGCAGCUUGUGUUGCACAAGAGGCAAACCAGAGGCCUACAAUGGGAGAAGUAGUGCAGUCCCUUAAAAUGGUGUAUCGUGUGGCAGAUUGCCAGGAUGCCCAGCCAACACCCUCAACUAAUCCAAGGAAUAAACCCUCAACAACCUAUGAAUCAGAUGCCACUUCAUCAAUGUUCUCGUCUGGUCCUUUUUCAGGACUAAGCCUUUUUGACAAUGACAACAUUUCCAGAACAGCUGUAUUUUCUGAGGAUCUCCAUGAAGGUCGGUGAGGUGGAUGUUCAAUGUUUAGAUGUGAGUGCAGAAUUGUUGGCUGGGUUAACUAUUGAAUUUUGUGUUAUUUUUGUAUAUUGCGUUUGUCAUCUUCAAAUUUUAGAUUCAAACACAUGAAAAUAUUUAUUCUUCUUUCCUCGAUUAUCA